AUGCUCAUCAGACAGCAGUGUGGCCGAGGCGGGCCCCGGGGCUUUAGCUGUGGCUCAGCCGUCGUAGGUGGAGGCAAGAAGUCUGCUUUCAGCUCGACCUCCAUGUCUGGGGGCACAGGCUGCUUCUCCUCCGGGGGCUUCAGCAGCAGAAGCCUCUGCAACCUCGGGGGAAACAAGAGCAUCUCCAUCGGCACGGCUGGGUGCUGGCGAGGCACUGGGUUUGGGGCUGCUGGAGGUUUUGGGGCUGGCGGCUUUGGCCCUGGAUUCGGGGGCUCCUCUGGUGGAUGGGGUGGUGCUGGCUUCCCCGUCUGCCCUCCUGGAGGGAUUCAGGAGGUCACCAUCAAUCAGAGCCUGCUGACGCCACUCCACAUGGAGAUUGACCCUGAGAUCCAGAAGGUCCGGACCGAGGAGCGGGAGCAGAUCAAGACCCUCAACGACAGGUUCGUCUCCUUCAUUGACAAGGUGCGGUUCUUAGAGCAGCAGAACAAGGUUCUAGAGACCAAGUGGAACCUCCUUCAGCAGCAGACGACAACCACAUCCAGCAAAAACCUUGAUCCCUUCUUUGAGGCCUACCUCAGUGCCCUGAGGAAGCAGUUGGAUAACUUGACCAACAACAAAGGACGCCUGCAGUGUGAGCUGAAGAUCAUGCAGGACAGCGUGGAGGACUUCAAGGCCAAGUAUGAAGAUGAGAUCAACAAACGCACAGCUGCUGAAAAUGACUUUGUGGUCUUAAAGAAGGACGUGGACGCCACUUACAUGAGCGAGACGGAGUUGGAGGCCAAGGUCGAUGCCCGUAAUGAUGAGAUCAACUUCCUGCGGGUCCUCUACGCUGCGGAGCUGUCCCAGAUGCAGACCCACGUCAGCGACACGUCUGUCAUCCUGUCCAUGGACAACACCCGCGACCUGAACCUGGACGGCAUCAUCGCCGAGGUCCGCGCCCAGUACGAGGAGAUUGCCCAGAGGAGCAAGGCCGAGGCCGAGGCGCUGUACCAGACCAAGGUCCAGCAGCUCCAGGUCUCAGUCGAACAACAUGGUGACAGCCUGAGGAACACCAAGAAUGAGAUUUCAGAGCUUAACAGGACGAUCCAGAGGCUGCGGGCUGAGAUCGAGAAUGUCAAGAAGCAAUACCAGACUCUGCAGACAUCCGUGGCUGAUGCAGAGCAGCGUGGCGAGGUGGCCCUGAAAGAUGCCUACAGCAAGCGCACAGAGCUGGAGGUCGCCCUGCAGAAGGCCAAGGAGGAGCUGGCCCGGAUGCUGCACGAGUACCAGGAGCUCAUGAGCGUGAAGCUGGCCUUGGACGUGGAGAUCGCCACCUACCGCAAGCUGCUGGAGGGCGAGGAGUGCCGAAUGUCUGGAGAAUGCCAGAGUGCCGUGAGCAUCUCUGUAGUUGGUGGUGCUGCCAGCGCAGGAGGUGUUGGUGGAGGGUUAGGAAGCUGCUCCGGAUUUGGCCUGGGUUCUGGCUCCGGAAGUGGUUUUGGGUUUGGUGGUAGUGUUGGUGUCGGCGGCAGUUCCAGCAGCAAGAUCACCUCUACCACCACCCUGACCAAGAGAUCCCACCGAUAG
This is a messenger RNA of Balaenoptera ricei (Rice's whale), 1563 nucleotides long. RefSeq names its product keratin, type II cytoskeletal 4-like. Lineage: Eukaryota; Metazoa; Chordata; Mammalia; Artiodactyla; Balaenopteridae. Gene Ontology annotation, cellular component: keratin filament. Bases 1 to 1563 code for a protein of 520 amino acids. The record is from RefSeq and is a predicted model, not a curated record. The transcript is spliced from 10 exons. Gene Ontology annotation, molecular function: structural constituent of skin epidermis. Gene Ontology annotation, biological process: keratinization; intermediate filament organization.